Cajanus cajan (pigeon pea) is the source of this 3622-nucleotide messenger RNA. RefSeq names its product putative calcium-transporting ATPase 13, plasma membrane-type. The record is from RefSeq and is a predicted model, not a curated record. Gene Ontology annotation, biological process: calcium ion transmembrane transport. Gene Ontology annotation, molecular function: P-type calcium transporter activity; ATP binding; ATP hydrolysis activity. Lineage: Eukaryota; Viridiplantae; Streptophyta; Magnoliopsida; Fabales; Fabaceae. Gene Ontology annotation, cellular component: intracellular membrane-bounded organelle; plasma membrane.
UUGGUUCUUCCCUCCUCGUAGAUUCCUACCCACCAAAGCCGGAAAAAUAGUAUGCAACUUUCUUCGUUUCAUAACGAAAAAAUGACUCGUCUUCUUGAAUAAUGCUAAGAAACCUUAAAGCAUACGAAAACCUUAAAAUAGUAUAUAUAUGUUUGUAAUCCUUGGCAUCAAUAUGUAAAUUAUGUAUCCAAGUUUAUUGUUCCAAAUUUUCUGGACUCCUCAACAAUAGUCAUACAUCAGUUUCACGUACGAGGUAAAGACUGUAUAGUCGUGUAUACUUUGUUCCAAAACAUAUUGUUACAAAUAUAUAGCUUCAAUCUUUCAAUUCAUUGCAUUCUCCAUAUAUAUAUACACAACACUUUGAUUAUUGCUUUGGUUAUUACUUUGUUCUUGAAACCAUGUCAAUAACCUUGCUCACAAACUUUGAACGCGUUGAGGUACUUCUCAAUGCACCAGACACCGUUAGUGUAUCAAAUAAAAGAUGGCAUUCAGCAUUCGUUGCCAUAUAUUGUUCCCGAGCCCUUAUGUCACACUUCACUCCCAAUAACAACACAAACAAAACCAAACCAAAGGCCUUACCUAAACCAACAUCAUCUUUUACCGUGGUUGAUUUGAACUCUCACCAUUCCUUUGGUAUAGACCAAACCACCCUCACUGAUAUUGUCAAAGAAAAAGACCUUCAAAGCCUUGAAAAUUUUGGUGGGGUUGAAGGGGUGGCAACAGCCCUUGAAACCCACGUUGAGUAUGGCAUCAAAGGUGAUGAUGAUGCUGAAGACAUCACACGUAGGAAACAAGUGUUCGGUUCCAACACUUAUGCCAAACCACCUUCCAAAGGUUUUUUCCACUUCGUGGUGGAAGCCUUUAAGGAUGUCACUAUUUUAAUCCUUUUGGUUUGUGCUGCUUUUUCCCUUGGCUUUGGCAUCAAGGAGCAUGGCCUCAAAGAAGGUUGGUACGAUGGUGGAAGCAUCUUUGUUGCGGUGUUCAUUGUCAUUUCCUUGUCUUCAAUAAGCAACUUCAGACAGAACAGACAGUUCGACAAGUUGUCUCAAGUGAGCAACGACAUACAAAUUGAUGUGGUCAGAAGUGGGAGGCGCCAACACGUGUCAAUCUUUGACAUUGUGGUUGGUGAUGUCAUUUGCUUGAAGAUUGGAGAUCAAGUGCCAGCAGAUGGGGUAUUCAUCGAAGGACAUUCACUCAAAGUGGAUGAGUCAAGCAUGACAGGAGAGAGUGAUCAUGUUGAGAUUGAUAGACGUCGCCACCCUUUUUUGUUCUCUGGCACCAAGGUGGCUGAUGGGUAUGCUAAGAUGCUUGUUACUUCAGUUGGUAUGAACACAACAUGGGGACAAAUGAUGAGUUCAAUAAGCAGCGAUAUUGAUGAGGAGACUCCUUUGCAAGAGAGGCUUAACAGACUUACAUCAUCCAUUGGGAAGGUUGGUUUGGCUGUGGCUUUUCUUGUCCUUGUUGUUUUAUUGGUUAGGUACUUCACAGGGAACACAAAGGAUGAGAAUGGAGAGAGGGAGUUCAAUGGAGGCAGGACCAAGUUUGAUGAUAUAAUGAAUGCUGUUGUGGGGAUUGUUGCUGAUGCAGUUACCAUUGUUGUUGUUGCAAUCCCUGAGGGUCUUCCACUGGCUGUGACUCUCACUUUGGCUUAUUCAAUGAAGAAAAUGAUGGCUGACCAAGCAAUGGUGAGAAAGCUAUCUGCAUGUGAGACAAUGGGUUCUGCUACCACAAUUUGCACUGAUAAAACAGGCACUCUCACACUCAAUGAGAUGAAGGUGACCAAGUUCUGGCUUGGCCUAGAACCUCAAAGUGCAUACUCAAAGGUUGCUCCAUUUGUUCUGCAACUGAUCCAAGAAGGGGUGGCUCUCAACACAACUGGUAGUGUGUGCAAGUCCAAUGAACCAGGUUCUGAAUUUGAGUUUUCAGGUAGUCCUACAGAAAAAGCAAUUCUAUCUUGGGCUGUUUUGGAUUUGAAGAUGGAGAUGGAGCAGUUGACAAGAAGUUGUUCUAUCAUUCAUGUUGAGACUUUCAACUCAAAGAAGAAAAGAAGUGGAGUUUUGUUGAGAAGGAAGGCAGACAACACAGUUAAUGCACACUGGAAAGGAGCAGCUGAGAUGGUACUAAAGAUGUGUUCAAGAUACUAUGAUGCUUCUGGCAUUGUGAAAGAUCUUGACAAUGAUAGCAUGUUGAAGUUUGAGCAAAUUAUUCAAGGUAUGGCAGCUAGUAGUCUUCGUUGCAUUGCGUUUGCACAUGUAGAAGUAGCUGAGGAAGAGGUUGAAGAUGAAGAAGGCAACACAAUGGUGAAAGUGAAAGACAAUGGUUUAACAUUGUUAGGACUUGUGGGGAUUAAGGAUCCAUGUCGUCCAGGGGUGAAGGCAGCAGUGGAAGCUUGCCAACAUGCUGGUGUGAAUGUAAAAAUGAUCACAGGUGACAAUGUUUUCACUGCAAGGGCCAUAGCAACCGAAUGCGGCAUACUUCGACCUAAUCAGGACACAGUUGGAGCAGUUGUUGAAGGAGAGGAAUUUCGCAACUACACACAUGAAGAGAGGUUGGAGAAGGUGGACAAAAUCUGUGUGAUGGCAAGGUCUUCUCCUUUUGACAAACUUCUAAUGGUUCAAUGCCUGAAGCAGAAAGGACAUGUAGUUGCUGUCACUGGUGAUGGCACAAAUGAUGCACCAGCACUGAAGGAAGCUGAUAUUGGACUCUCUAUGGGAAUUCAAGGCACUGAAGUGGCCAAAGAGAGCUCAGAUAUUGUUAUACUGGAUGACAACUUUGCAUCUGUGGUCACUGUCUUAAGGUGGGGAAGAUGUGUUUACAACAACAUUCAGAAGUUCAUUCAGUUUCAGUUGACAGUGAAUGUUGCAGCACUUGCAAUCAACUUUGUGGCAGCAGUGUCAGCUGGGGAAGUGCCACUAACAGCAGUGCAACUAUUAUGGGUGAAUUUGAUCAUGGACACACUUGGUGCCUUGGCUCUUGCAACUGAAAAGCCUACCAAGGAGUUGAUGGACAAGCUACCUGUUGGUAGAACAAAACCUCUCAUCACCAAUGUCAUGUGGAGGAACCUAUUGGCUCAAGCUUUGUACCAGAUAGCAGUUUUGCUGACCCUUCAAUUCAAAGGUGAGUCUAUCUUUGGUGUGACAUCAGGGGUGAAUGACACAUUGAUUUUCAACACAUUUGUGCUUUGCCAAGUGUUCAAUGAGUUCAAUGCAAGGAAGAUGGAGAAGAGGAAUGUGUUCAAAGGCAUACACAGGAGCAAGUUGUUUUUGGGCAUUAUUGGCUUCACAAUAGUCCUUCAGGUGGUGAUGGUUGAGUUUCUCAAGAAAUUUGCUGGCACAGAGAGGCUAAAUUGGGGGCAAUGGGCUAUUUGCAUUGGUCUAGCUGCAGUUUCAUGGCCAAUUGGUUGGGUUGUGAAGUUGAUACCUGUCCCAGAUACACCAUUGCUCAAUUUUUUGAGCAAGAAGAAAUGAAGACAUAGCCAUGUAGGGUAGGUGAUCAUUCUAUUUGUAUUUACAUAUUGUUUUAUCAUAUACGGAUAUAUUGUAUUCUCGCACAUUCUUUGAUUCUUUGCUAUAUUUACUGUAAUAUAUAUUUCAAUGUAAUAGAAUUAUGAUUGGUUUAAUAA